Molecule: messenger RNA, 2972 nt
Organism: Stegostoma tigrinum
Lineage: Eukaryota; Metazoa; Chordata; Chondrichthyes; Orectolobiformes; Stegostomatidae
Gene: eral1
Product: Era-like 12S mitochondrial rRNA chaperone 1
Exons: 11
Coding region: 80-1561 (493 amino acids)
Biological process (GO): ribosomal small subunit assembly
Cellular component (GO): mitochondrial matrix
Molecular function (GO): rRNA binding; ribosomal small subunit binding; GTP binding
Source: RefSeq, a predicted model, not a curated record
CAAUGCCCGGCGGGUGUCAUGGCGGCGGUAGCGGUUCCUUGACGGAGCGGAGCCUCUGAAGAGAACAGCGGCCGGGUCAAUGGCCGGUCUCUUGGGCAAAGCGUGGCUCGGCCUGGUGAGCGUAGGCCGCAGGCCUUGCUCGGGCCGCCAAGCAGCUUUUGCCUUUCUGCAAAAUGACUGCCUCCCCAGAGUUACCCACUCACUUGCUAGUCACCACAGCCGUACUUCAGCUUUAGGAAGGAUGUAUGGUGUCCUGAAACAAGAAACUGAAGGUAUCGUUGGAGAAUACCCACCUGCUGUCACUGUGAGUAAGGCUGAGCAGGAUGAUCUCCUCCUCCUCCAGCCAGACCAGCCUGUAAACUCACGAGUGCUCCGGGUCGCCAUUAUUGGGGCUCCGAAUGCUGGUAAAUCCACCCUGUCCAACCAACUUCUUCGCAGAAAGGUCUUUCCUGUUUCAAGCAAAGUUCAUACAACACGCCGUCGAGCUCAAGGAGUCAUCACUGAUGGAGCGACGCAAAUUGUUCUUCUGGACACCCCUGGUCUCGUUCCUGCCAUCAAAGGAAAAAGGCACAACCUGGAGAAGUCAUUGCUGGUUGACCCCUGGCACUCAGUGGAAAAGGCAGACUUGGUGCUUGUUUUGGUGGAUGUCUCAGACCACUGGACACGCAACCAACUCCACGCUGAAUUGUUGAAAUGCCUUACAACAUAUUCCCAAGUGCCAGCAGUUCUGGUCCUGAACAAGGUGGACCGAUUAAAGAAUAAAGGCCUCCUCCUGGAUUUGACAGCCAGGCUGACUGAGGGAGUAGUCAACGAUAAGAAACUGAAAAUAAAAUCCAAGUUCAAUUCUCUGCCGCAGCAGAGCGUGCCAUCUGGAAAAGGCAGAACCGGGAAGAGCAAGUGUGGGAAUGUUGGUGAGACAGCAGUUGAAUCUGGGGCCGUGGACAACGUGGCAGUUAUGCGUGAGAGAACCCUCCCUGCCUGUUCGCAGGGAAACCCCGAAUUGCCUCGGGUAAGCAUAUCUGUUGACCACACCUCUGGCAGUGACAGCAACACGCAACCACCAGCCAGUCCAGACACCAAGCAGGAGCAGCAGUUAACCGACCCGUGCAGGAAUUUGGGGGGUUUGAAGAAUCAGCGAGGGUGGCCUCACUUCAAGGAAGUGUUUAUGCUUUCUGCUGUCAGCGGAGAGGAAGUGGAAACUCUGCAGCGGUACCUGAUAUCAAAGGCCAGGCCAGGAUCCUGGGAUUAUCACAGUGCAGUCCUCACUGACCAAUCACCCCAGGAAAUCUGCUGUAAUCUGAUCCGCGAGCGGUUAUUGGAAUACCUGCCUCAAGAGGUGCCAUACAACAUUGUUCAGAGCACUGAACUGUGGGAAGAAGGACCAAGUGGGGAACUCCGAAUUCUACAGAACAUCAUAGUCGCCAGAAAGAACCAUGCGAAAUUGUUAAUUGGUCAGGGAGGUCAGCUGAUCGCUAAAAUUGCCCAGGACGUGGGCCAGGAUCUAAUGAACGUCUUUGUCUGUGACGUACAGUUGAAGCUGUGUGUGAAAGUGAACAAGUGACUCUGCCAUUCAUUGCUGCCUUUCAGAAAUGACUUCUUGCUGCCCCUACCUGAACUCAUCCCCUGAGCAUACAGUUUCCUCUGUGAUUGUGAUCCACUUCUAGUCGACCUUCUGUCAUCUCUCUGAGCCACAUGCCCGUUGUGAAAGGGCGCUGGAGCUUGCUGGGAGCAUGGAUCAAGGCUCUUAUUUUGAGGAGCCCUAUUUUAAUAAUGCAUUGUUGGCAAGCACUUCUUGUUGCUGAAGCAAAUGUGACCGAAACAAACUGUGGGGUGGAGUAAAAAGUGGCACGAUGCUGGUGGAUCACAGGUCCUGCUGUUCUGAGGUGUUUUCCUGUGACCAUGUCGGACCAGGAGGCCUGAGGAAGAGGUAACGCUGUUGGUGUGCUGAGUUUAAAGUAGUGUUCUCAGCAUGUGACUCUCACUGAGUGAUUGGCAUUUAUUGCCUGCCUGUAGCAAUCAGAGAUGGGAAUUAGAUUAAACCUGAGGAGUUUGCUACGAUGCUUCAGAGUUGGGGGUGGGCGGGAGUUAGUUAGCUCAGUUGAUUAGACAGUUGGUUUGAAAUGCAGAGUGACGCCAACAGCCUGGGUUCAAACCCUGCACAGGCUGAAGGUACCAUGAAGGACUCUCCACUCCAACCUCUCCCCUAGCCAGAGGUAUGGUGACCAUCAGGUUAGACCACCGCCUGUUCUCUCUCUCUCUAUGUCUCUGUCUCUCUCUCUCUCUCUCUCUCUCUCUCUCUCUCUCUCUCUGUGUCUCUCUCUCUGUGUGUCUUUCUCUCUGUGUGUCUUUCUCUCUGUGUGUCUUUCUCUCUGUGUGUCUUUCUCUCUGUGUGUCUUUCUCUCUGUGUGUCUUUCUCUCUGUGUGUCUUUCUCUCUGUGUGUCUUUCUCUCUGUGUGUCUUUCUCUCUGUGUGUCUUUCUCUCUGUGUGUCUUUCUCUCUGUGUGUCUUUCUCUCUGUGUGUCUUUCUCUCUGUGUGUCUUUCUCUCUGUGUGUCUUUCUCUCUGUGUGUCUUUCUCUCUGUGUGUCUUUCUCUCUGUGUGUCUUUCUCUCUGUGUGUCUUUCUCUCUGUGUGUCUUUCUCUCUGUGUGUCUUUCUCUCUGUGUGUCUUUCUCUCUGUGUGUCUCUCUCUCUGUGUGUCUCUCUCUCUCUGUGUCUCUCUCUCUCUGUGUCUCUCUCUCUGUGUGUCUCUCUCUCUGUGUGUCUCUCUCUCUGUGUGUCUCUCUCUCUGUGUGUCUCUCUCUCUCUGUGUGUCUCUCUCUCUCUGUGUGUCUCUCUCUCUCUGUGUGUCUCUCUCUCUCUCUCUGUGUGUCUCUCUCUCUCUCUCUGUGUGUGUCUCUCUCUCUCUCUGUGUGUCUCUCUCUCUCUCUCUCUGUGUGUCUCUCUCUCUCUCUCUGUGUGUCUCUCUCUGUGUG